GUUUUAUCGUGUGAGUGGAUAACGUCUACAUGCUGUUAAAAUAUUCGAAAUAUUAUUUCGUUUUGAAUGUAAUAUAAUGUAUGUUUCCGAUCUAUUUUAAAUCACGUACCAUGUGAGACUAAAGAGUAGACGCGAGAGUCGGCCAUCUUUGAUUUCAAAACAAACCGGGAACGUUAGCGUUUCCCUGAUAUUUGUCUUGUUUUCUGUGUCAAUACUAAGAAAAGAUUGAAGUUACAGUAUUUAAGAUUUGAAUCAUGCCUGAACCAAAUGAGUAUAAACUGAGCCAGUGUCCUGACGAUGGCAUCUCGGCUGUUAAGUUUGGUCCCAAUACUUCACAGUUCUUACUGGUAUCAUCUUGGGAUUCAUCAGUGAGGUUAUAUGACAUCAAUGCCAACAUUAUGCGCACAAAAUAUACUCACCCUGAGCCUGUUUUAGAUUGCUGUUUUCAUGACCAGACUCACACCUACAGUGGUGGCUUUGAUCGCAACUUGAAAAUGUUUGACCUUAAUUCUAACACAGAAACUAAUGUUGGCUCUCAUGAUGCUCCCAUUCGAUGUGUUGAGUUUUGUCCAGAAGUCAAUGUUAUAGUCUCUGGAAGCUGGGAUCAGACUGUUAAGCUAUGGGAUCCCAGAGCUCCAUGCAAUGCGGGAUCAUUUUCGCAACCAGACAAGGUGUACACAUUAGCUGUUUGUGGUGACAGACUUAUAGUGGGCACAUCUGGUCGCAAAGUCCUUGUGUGGGAUUUGAGAAACAUGGGAUAUGUUCAACAGAGGAGAGAUUCCAGUCUGAAAUACCAAACAAGAUGUAUACGAUCAUUUCCCAAUAAACAAGGCUAUGUUCUGAGUAGUAUUGAAGGCAGGGUAGCAGUGGAAUAUCUGGAUCCCAGCCCAGAAAUACAGAAAAGGAAAUAUGCAUUUAAAUGUCAUCGUCUCAAGGUUGAUGGAGUGGAGCAGAUCUACCCAGUGAACGCUAUAUCAUUCCACAGUGUACACAAUACCUUUGCCACUGGUGGUUCUGAUGGCUUUGUCAAUAUAUGGGACGGUUUUAAUAAAAAACGUUUAUGUCAAUUCCAUCGUUAUCCUACCAGUAUUGCAUCGCUCUCAUUCAGCCAUGAUGGAUCAGUGUUGGCCAUAGCAUCAUCAUACAUGUAUGAACUUGGUGAACAAGAACAUCCAGAGGAUGCUGUAUACAUCAGAAAAGUUACAGACCAAGAAACAAAACCCAAGUAAAGACUGUUGGUGUUAUGAAUUUACUGGACUAGAAAAAGAAAUACUGCCUGCAAUUCAUUUGAUUUUAGUGAUACUUUUAAAUCAUUGUUGUCGACAUACACCACAUGAAGAUUUAGAGUCGGAUGUUAAUGAGGACAAAAUGGGUGGGGGGUUAGGAUGUGUACAACAGUGCAGGUUUUUAAACACCAGAGAGCAGGCUGUACAUUUCGCACACAACAUAGAUGGGCGGGUAAAGAAGUCUUUUGUUGAAUAUUUUAUCUAUCCGUACAAGAAGUAGUGCAUAAUGCAUCAUGUAAACUGAAAUUCAAUUAAAUGGUAAAACUCAACAUGUGUAGAAGCAAGACAAUUCAAUAUUGAGGGGAGAAAUCUCAAUAUUCUAAAUUUGAGUGAUUCUUUGCCCAUAUUCAUACUUUAUAUAAAAUAUGUUCACAUUUUACUUGCUUUUUAUAUUAAAUAUAAUAAACAUUCUUUUUUUCUACUUGA
Saccoglossus kowalevskii is the source of this 1712-nucleotide messenger RNA. RefSeq names its product mitotic checkpoint protein BUB3-like. The record is from RefSeq and is a predicted model, not a curated record. Gene Ontology annotation, molecular function: protein binding. Lineage: Eukaryota; Metazoa; Hemichordata; Enteropneusta; Harrimaniidae.